UGGCUUCUGGUGUGGCUGAAGCCACGAAGAUGCUCCCGGGUUCAAGAGACGCUUCUGCCGGUCCACGAUGUCCAAGCUGCGGGCGGUGAAGUCGCUGGUGGCCGAGAGGCUGGCGGCCGCUGCGGAGGAGAUCUCCAGCGCGGUGGAGAAGAAGCUGCAGCUCACCUCAGACAUGACGCCUGAGCAGCAGAGGGCGGCUGUGCACCAGCGUCUGUCGGUGGUUGCCGACGAGAUCUUCAGGAUUCUGGAGAAAAUGUUUAGCGAAUACGAGGCAGACGUCUCCGGUUCCCUCGAGGAGAACGAAGGUAAACGGCAGCCGACGAGCGUCACGUUGAAAACGGAGACAUAUGUUUACAGAGCAGGCGGACCGCCGCUCUCUCCGGCGAUCUGUGAAGAGGACGAAGAGGACAAAGAAGACGAAGAGGACGCUUCCUCUGGCAAGAGCGGGAGCCCCAGUCGGGUCCAGAGAACAUCGGCUCUGCCUCGGAGUAAAGACGCGUCUACGGAGGCCGACUGUGCGCCGAUCCACGGCCAACCGUCGCACCUUCACCGAACACGGAGAGCAGAAUCGGUGAUGGGGACGUUGGCGCCUAGCGACCACGACGUUCCCUCGUCCAACGAUUCGGAACCUGCGAGUGAAGACGACGACGACGACGAGACGAACGGGAAACGUCUCAAAUCGAACAAAAGCAGAACAUUCGAGAGACGCGGUGACGGCGAGGAUUAUUGCGAAAUGUGCGGAAGGUCUUUCCUCCAAAGUGCCGCUGGGAAGAAACUCCCAAAACAGGAACGUAAAAUGUCCGCAACAACCAAGAUCCAAGCGACGGGACGGAGUUGUUGCCGCGUGUGCGGAAAGUUGUUCCGCUACAAACGCUCGUUUCUGAAACACGUCCUGGCGCACGAACAGACCUCCGAUCUGUGCGGCGCCUGCGGGAAACACCUGGACGCCGACGAGAGCCUGAAGGUGCACCUGCAGACCCACGGCGAAGAGAACCGCUGCCGGGAUCCGGCGGGGGACGGGCGGUCCGAGGCGGAGGGCUCCGACGGCGAGAGUCCAGCGGGGGACGAGGAGUGGAGGCACGGCGACGGAAGCGACGGAGGCAGCGACGCCAGCGACGCGCCGUGUUCCCGAAAGUCCAAAACUGAAGGAGCGACCGAACCCAGAGGCGCCGGCCAUCCGGGCCCCGCGGAUCCGACGCCUCUGAAACACCGCUGCCGAGUCUGCGGCAAGUUCUUCUGCUACCGAGCCUCCUUCCUGAAGCACGUGCAGGAAGACGAGGCCGACGCGGACCUCUGCGGCGUGUGCGGGAAGCGCUUCGACUCCGAGGACGGCCUGCGGCGCCACCUGCAGGCGUACGCGCGGACCGACGACUGCGAGGUCUGCGGCAAACACUUCGACGGCCGCAAGCAGCUGGAGAUGCACAAGCGCACGCACACGGGCGAGAAGCCGUACGUCUGCAGCGUCUGCGGCAAAGCGUUCGCCCAGAGCGGGAACCUGGCGGGCCACAUGCGGGCGCACACGGGCGAGCGGCCCUACGCCUGCAGCGUGUGCGGCCAGAGCUUCGGCUUCAAGGAGUACAUGACGGCGCACAUGCGCAUCCACACGGGCGAGAAGCCGUUCCUCUGCAGCGUCUGCGGGAAGGGCUUCCGGCAGCGGGGCACCCUGAAGACGCACACCAUGAUCCACACGGGCGAGUCGGCGCACCGCUGCGCCGUGUGCGGCAAGAAGUUCUCCAAGAGCGGCGCGCUGAAGAUCCACAUGCGGUCGCACACGGGCGAGAAGCCCUACCUGUGCACCGUGUGCGGCAAGAGCUUCACGGCCAGCGGCUCGCUCGCCAAGCACACGGGCGCCCACGAGGGCGCCAGGGGGGGGGAGCUGAGGAGGAGGCGCGCUCGGGCUCACGACGGCGACGCCGCGCGGCUUUAACGUCCGGCGAGGGACGUUUGGAGGAUUCUCUCCUCGAUGAAUUUAUCGACGGGGGAAAUUGUCAACGUAUUUUGUUUUGUUUGUUGUUGCUUUAUUUAGUUUGCUUGUCAAGAUGAAAUGCGGAUGUGUUGCCCGGUUUCAGCGUCUCAGUGGGAGCUGUGUCUAUUUUCUGUGUUUAUUAGUGACGAACAGGACAGACGUCAAUUUGGUUUUAGGACAAUUUCAUUUUUCACUAUUUUCUGACAUUUGUUGUUUUACACAUUGUUAUUUAUUAUGAUGGUCUCUUCAAGUUUUAUUUAAUUUCAUAUAAGUCUGUUACAUGUUUAGCGGCCUCUGUACUUAAUGUUCUACGUGGUGCCGAUGUCCAGGACACUUCUAACUGAGUCUUAAAACAUCUGAAAUGUGAUGCAACACUCCAAUACGAUUACUUUUUUUUCUAAAUACUAUACUAAGGUACCUUUUUACAACAUAUUAUACAUUCAGACUUUUUUAAGGAUUUUAUUGAACAAACUUUUUCAUGAAACCUCAAAUUAUAUACUAUAAUUAAAAAAUGUUUACAUUAGAAUUUCAUGAUUUUUUUUUUUUUACAUUUCACUGAGUUGAUGGGAUGUUUUUGUGACGUACGAUUCAACGAUCAUUUCAUGACUUUCAACCCAUUAUGAAAUGUUUAAGAUAUCUUUGACAGGCUGUGACUCAAGUAAAGGAUCUACAUUCCUCCUCUUCAGAUA
Pseudoliparis swirei is the source of this 2655-nucleotide messenger RNA. RefSeq names its product gastrula zinc finger protein XlCGF57.1-like. Bases 68 to 1927 code for a protein of 619 amino acids. The transcript has 3 exons. NCBI's taxonomy places the organism in Eukaryota, Metazoa, Chordata, Actinopteri, Perciformes, Liparidae. Gene Ontology annotation, molecular function: RNA polymerase II transcription regulatory region sequence-specific DNA binding; DNA-binding transcription factor activity, RNA polymerase II-specific. Gene Ontology annotation, biological process: regulation of transcription by RNA polymerase II. Gene Ontology annotation, cellular component: nucleus. The record is from RefSeq and is a predicted model, not a curated record.